Molecule: messenger RNA, 1170 nt
Organism: Candoia aspera
Lineage: Eukaryota; Metazoa; Chordata; Lepidosauria; Squamata; Candoiidae
Gene: LHX4
Product: LIM homeobox 4
Exons: 6
Coding region: 1-1170 (389 amino acids)
Biological process (GO): neuron differentiation; regulation of transcription by RNA polymerase II
Cellular component (GO): nucleus
Molecular function (GO): RNA polymerase II transcription regulatory region sequence-specific DNA binding; zinc ion binding; DNA-binding transcription factor activity, RNA polymerase II-specific
Source: RefSeq, a predicted model, not a curated record
AUGAUGCAAAGCUCAGCACUCGCUACGGAAGGUUCUGUCAAGGGGCUUCCAGAAAUUCUUGGUGUGCCAAUGCAACAGAUACCCCAGUGCGCUGGCUGCAACCAGCACAUCUUGGAUAAGUUCAUCCUGAAAGUCCUUGAUCGACACUGGCACGGCUCUUGCCUCAAGUGUGCAGAUUGCCAGAUGCAGCUGGCGGAACGUUGCUUCUCCAGAGCCGGAAGUGUCUAUUGCAAGGAAGACUUCUUCAAGCGUUUUGGUACAAAAUGCACAGCAUGCCAGCAGGGAAUCCCACCCACCCAGGUGGUCAGAAAAGCCCAGGACUUUGUCUAUCAUCUGCACUGCUUUGCCUGCAUUAUCUGCAACCGCCAACUGGCCACGGGGGAUGAGUUUUACCUCAUGGAAGAUGGGCGCCUGGUGUGCAAGGAGGAUUAUGAAACAGCCAAACAGAACGAUGAUUCAGAGGCUGGAGCCAAGAGGCCUCGAACCACCAUCACAGCUAAACAGUUGGAAACAUUAAAAAAUGCCUACAAAAACUCCCCCAAACCAGCCAGACAUGUGCGGGAACAGCUGUCCUCUGAGACAGGAUUGGACAUGCGGGUUGUACAGGUCUGGUUUCAAAACAGAAGAGCCAAAGAGAAGCGACUGAAGAAGGACGCUGGGCGACAUCGUUGGGGCCAGUUCUACAAGAGUGUUAAGAGGAACAGAGGAGGCACCAAGCAUGAGAAAGAGAGCUCUGCAGAGGACUGUGGAGUUAGUGACAGUGAGCUGAGCUUCAGAGAAGACCAAAUCCUCUCAGAGCUGGGCCACAACAGAAUUUACAGCAACACUGGAGAGGUGGCUGGUGGACAACUAAUGAAUGGUACUUUCUCUCUGGAUGGGACAGGACAAUCCUAUCAAGACUUGAGGGAUGGAAGCCCUUAUGGAAUCCCACAAUCUCCAGCUUCCAUAUCAUCUCUUCCAUCACAUACUCCAUUGCUAAAUGGUUUGGAAUACACAAUGGACAAUAAUUUAGGAAUAAUAGCACAUGGAGGGCAGGGGGUGAGCCAGACACUCAGAGCUAUGGCUGGGGGCCCAACCUCUGAUAUUUCCACUGGAAGCAGCGUUGGUUAUCCAGACUUUCCAACAAGUCCUGCCUCCUGGCUUGAUGAAAUGGACCAUCCUCCUUUUUAA